Babjeviella inositovora NRRL Y-12698 is the source of this 912-nucleotide messenger RNA. RefSeq lists its product as uncharacterized. Gene Ontology annotation, cellular component: membrane. NCBI's taxonomy places the organism in Eukaryota, Fungi, Ascomycota, Pichiomycetes, Serinales. Gene Ontology annotation, biological process: aerobic respiration. The record is from RefSeq and is a predicted model, not a curated record. Gene Ontology annotation, molecular function: heme binding; cytochrome-c oxidase activity; endonuclease activity. The coding region runs from base 1 to 912 and encodes 303 amino acids. The transcript has 7 exons.
AUGACUAUUAAGUCUAAUAAAUUAUUAUUAAUUCCUGAAUUUUAUCAUUUAGUUAAUUUACAAGCUUAUAAUGCACCUAAAGUAUCAAAUCAUGUACCUAAACAUACUAAACCAAUAAAUGAUAAUGAUUUAGGUUAUUAUUUAGCUGGUCUUAUUGAUGGUGAUGGUUUAAUAAAAGUAUUAAGUUUAAUUAAUGUUGGAUUUAUUGAUGCUGAUGGAGGAUUUCAAAUUAAAUUAGUAAAUCGAAAUUCAAAAAUUGAAUGUCGACUUAAAUUACAAAUUAGUCAAAAAGAUCCUAAAUUAUUAGAAGAUAUUAGAUUAUUUAUUGCUAAUAUAGAUUUACCAGGUUUUGGUAUUAUUUCACAUGUUGUAUCAACUGAAACAGGUAAACCUGUUUUUGGUAGUGAAAGUAUGAUUUAUGCUAUGAGUGCAAUUGGUUUCUUAGGAUUCAUUGUAUAUGCACAUCAUAUUGGUGUCGUUAAUAAUGGUUUACCUUUAAUUUCUGAACAUUUAAAUAAAUAUAAUAGACCUGGUGGAACUUAUUCUAAUGCUUCUUCAUAUAAUAUAAAAGAUGAAGAAAUAUUAGGUUAUUAUUUAGCUGGUUUAAUAGAAGGUGAUGGAUAUAUUGGUGUUAAAGAAAUAUCAAUUUCAAUUGAUAUUAAAGAUAUUAAAAAUGCUUAUUAUCUUAAAAAAAUAAUUGGUUAUGGACAAGUUAAACCUUAUUCACAUACUGAUAUAGCUAUUAGAUUAAUAUUUACUACUAAAGAAUCUAGAAAGCGUGUAUAUGAAUUAAUUAAUGGUAAAUUAAUAGGUCAAUAUAAACAUAAUCAAUUAAUUAAACAUAAUUAUGCUGAAAGAUAUAAUUUACCACUUAAACCAUUAGCUAAAUUUAAUUUAUUAAGUAAUCCUUGA